UGGCGUCACGUGUUCUCCCAGCUUCCGGUCGAAGUGUAAAUGGAUACAUGACACAGUUGUUUGGAGGAGAGCUAUCUUUUGGAAACCCGUCAACGUCCACAAAACUACCGACGUGGUUUUGACAUCGUAACGGCUGACAGUCGGCUGUAGAGUCGGCCGCGAUGGAGGCGGUCCCCCGGAUGCCGAUGAUCUGGCUGGAUCUGAAGGAGGCUGGGGAGUUCCAGUUCAGCCCGGCCGUCAGGCAGUUCAUCUUGAAGAAUUAUGGAGAGAAUCCGGACAACUACAAUGAACAGCUGAAGAAACUGGAGACGCUGCGGCAGAGCGCGGUGAAUGUGACGAGGGAUUUCGAGGGAUGCAGCACGCUGAGGAAGUACUUCGGCCAGCUGCACUACCUCCAGAGCCGAGUGCCCAUGGGAACGGGCCAGGAAGCCUCCGUACCCAUCUCAUGGACUGAAAUCUUCUCUGGAAAAACAGUCACCCAUGAUGACAUCAGCUAUGAGCAGGCCUGCAUCCUCUACAAUCUUGGGGCCUUGCACUCUAUGUUGGGAGCCAUGGAUAACAGGGUGUCCGAGGAGGGGAUGAAGGUGUCGUGCACACACUUCCAGUGCUCGGCGGGGGCGUUUUCCUACCUGAGAGACCAUUUCAGCCACAACUUCAGCGUCGACAUGAGCCACCAGAUCCUUAACCUCAACAUCAACCUCAUGCUGGGCCAGGCUCAGGAGUGUCUUCUGGAGAAGUCCAUGCUGGACAACAGGAAAAGUUUUCUUGUUGCUCGCAUCAGUGCUCAGGUGGUGGAUUACUAUAAAGAGGCCUGCAGGGCUCUGGAGAACUCGGAGACGGCGUCUAUGCUGGGGAAGAUUCAGAAAGACUGGAAGAAACUGGUUCAGAUGAAGAUCUACUACUUUGCUGCUAUUGCACAUCUUCACAUGGGAAAACAGGCCGAGGAGCAGCAGAAGUACGGAGAGAGGUUGGCGUAUCUGCAGAGCUCUUUGGACAAGCUAAGUGAAGCCAUCAAGCUAGCCAAGGGUCAACCUGACAGUGUGCAAGAGGCUUUGAGGUUCACCAUGGAUGUUAUCGGGGGAAAGUUUAAUUCAGCCAAAAAGGACAAUGACUUCAUCUAUCAUGAGACGGUUCCUUCUCUGGAGACUCUGGCCUCAGUUAAAGGUGCCCCCCUGGUGAAAGCUCUACCAGUGAACCCCACAGACCCCACUGUUACUGGACCAGACCUGUUUGCCAAGUUGGUACCAAUGGCUGCACAUGAGGCUUCUUCACUGUACAGUGAGGAGAAAGCCAAACUGCUGAGGGACGUCAUGGUCAAGAUUGAGAGCAAGAAUGAAACACUAGAACAGUUCAUGGACUCUCUGGGCUUGGAGCCGGAGUCUGUUGACAACCUGGACAUGUACAGCCACAUCCCUCCGGUCCUGAUGGAGAAGUGUGCUGCUCUCAGUGUCCGACCAGACACCGUCAAGAGCCUCAUCCAGUCUAUGCAGGGGCUGUCGGGUGUCUUCACUGACGUGGAGUCGUCACUGAGAGAGAUCAGAGACGUGCUGGAGGCAGACGAGGCUGGCGAGCGAGCCCUCCAGGAGGCUGGCGGUCCUGCUGCAGGCGAGGUGCACACAGCGGCCCAGGCUCUGGCUGAGAUCCGCAGGGACCUGGAGAAGUACAUGGAGGCCCAUGAGAAGGCAAGUUUCACCAACACAGAGCUCCACCGGGCCAUGAACCUUCACAUCAGCAACCUGCGUCUGCUCGGGGGGCCACUGGAAAGUCUGAAAGAAGCCCUGCCCCGGCCCCAGCUCAAUGAAGAGGAGGUUGCAGGGCUGCAGUGUAUGAAGCGGAUACUGGGGAAAGUGCAGGAAAUGAGGGAACAGAGAGGCUCUUUAGAAAAACAGCUCCGCGACCUCAUCCAGCAGGAUGACAUCACCUCUACCCUCGUUACCACAGAGAGGGCAGACAUGAAGCGUAUAUUUGAGGAGCAGCUGAAGAAGUACGAGCAGGUGAAGGUGUAUAUUGACCAGAACCUGGCAGCUCAGGAGAACAUCCUGAAGGCCCUGACUGAAGCCAACGUCCAAUAUGCCUCAGUACGUAAGGGCCUGAGCCAGACUGAGCAGCAGUGGAAUGGCACUGUGCAGGGACUGGUGGGCUCGUACGAAGCUUAUGAGGAUCUGAUGAAGAAGUCACAGGAGGGAAAGGAGUUCUACGAGGAUCUGGAGGCCAAAGCAUCACGUCUGCUGGAGAGAGCGAAGACACUUUGUCAGACGAGGGCAGAAGAGAGGAAGCCUGUCCUAGAAAAAGAGACCCAGAAGAAGCCCCCAGCACGGCCUACAGCAGCUAAACCGUCCUUGAAGCCAAAAGCAUCAGACGUCGACUCUGCCUGCUCUAGCCUGGAUGACCCAGAGUUGGCUCAGCUUAGUGCAGCCAUCUUGGCCUUGGGGGGUGACCUACCGGAGGAGCUCCGCAGCCUACCCCCUGACAUUCCUUCCUUCCCCACCUCUGCAGCUCAUUUGCCAGGCCCUGAAGCCUUCAUCCCGCCUACUGCAAACCUGGGCGGCAGCAGCUCCCUGCCUUGGCCUGGUGCUCCAGCUGCUGGUCUUCCUCGCUUCCCUGCCAACCUUCCCCCACCAGAGCUCCUGGCAAGGAUUGCUCAGUUUCCUAUGUCUGGGGGUCUUGGAGCUCAGGGACCUCUGCCACGGGGACCACUCCCUCAAAUGCCUCCACAGAUGCCUCCACAAAUGCCAAACCAGGCAGCUGUGCCAGGUUAUCGGCCACCCCUUCCUCACGCCCCCCAACCUAGGCCUGUCGCCCCUGCCCCAGUCAGGCCCUCAACCACCACUGUGGAUAGCAUUCAGGCCCCUAUCCCCAGUUACACCCCGUCACCACACCACCCAGUCCCUCCUGCAGCCUCAACUGGCUACACUGUACCCCCACAGAUGGGGGCAUACCCCCAUUUCAUUCCCCAACAAGGAAUGCCCAUUCAUGGCCUGCCACAAACGCCUGCAUCCCAACCACAACAGCAGAAACAGCAGCAGUACCCUCAGCCCAUCGGGCAACCACUGCCUCAGGGAUAUCAGCCUGGACCGAGGGCUGUUCCUGGCCCUCAACCUCCUCUCCAAACCCAGCAGGCCUAUCCACAUGGAUACAUGCCCCCUCAGCCUGGUGUUCCUCCCCAGUACCAGCAGGUGUUCCCAGGCCAGCUGCAACCACACCAACAAAAUGGCUAUCAGCACCGGCCUCAGAUACCCCAGGGCUACCAGCCUCCACAGGGCUAUGUACCCCAGCAGCACCCUCAGAUGAUGCCAGGCUCCAUGGCGAGACCACCUCAAACUGUACAUCCACAAAUGCCCCCGACCUCUCAGCCAGCACCCCCUGCAUCUCAGUCCUACAUGCCCCAUCCCAACCAACAAAUGCCCCAUCCUAACCAACAAAUGCCCCCUCGACUUCCUCACCAACACAUGCUGCCCCCACAGCAACAAAUCUCAAUGCCUCCUAAUGCUCAGCAGCUUCCACCCCACCCACACAUGCAGAUGCCAGGUGGACCCAGAGCACAAAUGCCCCCUACAAGUCAGCCAAUGCCUCCAGUCUCACAGAACUACAUGCCCCCCACCAGCCACCCCAUCCAUCCUGCCAUGCACCCACAGUUGCCUCCUGCCUCACAACCUCACAUGGUCCCAGGUCCUCAGGUCCACCUACCAAGGGGUCCAAUGCCACAGGUGGCCCCCAGUGCACUACACCCCCAUCCUGGACAGCCUCCUUUACCAAAUAUGCCCCAGCAGCCCAUGCAGAUGCCCAGCCAACCCCAAACUCAGCCCCCUCACUCUGGUGGAGUGUGCUACCCUGGAGGGGCUCCAAUGAUGCCUCAGCAGCCGCUGGCACCCCAGCCUGCAGCUCCCCAACAACCUCAGGCUCCUGUCCCCAUGACCCAUCAACAGCCCCCCACUAUGUACCCUUCAGCUCCAGGAGCUAAUGUACCUCCAAGUGCCCCACAGCAGCCUGCCGCCAUUGGCCCACAUGGUCCACAUGUUCCCCCCGCUCAGCACAUAGUCCAACCCUCUCCUGGAGCUCCUUCAGUGGCUCAACCACCCAACGCUGUUCCUCCUUCCCCUUCACCUUCCCCCUCCCCAUCUCCCUCUCCAGGUCCUUCCUCUUUGGGUCUGAACCCUCAGCAAAGACCUACACCAACCCCAACCCCUGGCGGAACAGCUCCACCCACUCUCCCCUCUCCCUCUGCUGUGUCUCCCUCCACAUCGCUGUUUCAGCGCCAGAACUCAAGCACAGAUGACCUCCUCUCUUCCAGCCCUGAGAGCCAACCUGGAGGCACCACAGCCCCCACCAAUGUCCUCCAACCCACUAAAGCUGACCCACAGGAUGGGGAGCGUCGGAAGAAGAGCUCACAGGCAGUUCUCCUGAUCCAGGGUGAUCCAUACCAAGCUCCAGAGCGCGUUGCCCGUCUUCAUGGUCAACUGGAACGUUAUAGAGCCCAGGUAGAUUCCCUGGAGCACCCGUCCGAGAACGAGGGUGGCCUAUCUGUGCUGGAUGCCCGCUGGAAAGAGCUUCAGGACCAGCAGGAGAAGGACGCUCGCCAGCUCUCGAUUGCCAUAGCCCGCUGCUACACCAUGAAGAACCGUCACCAGGAUGUCAUGCCCUAUGAUCUCAACCGCGUGGUGUUGCAGUCAGGCAAAGACGACUACAUCAACGCCAGCUAUGUGGAGGACUUGUCACCAUACUGCCCACGCCUUAUUGCCACGCAGGCACCGCUCACCGGCACAGCUGCAGACUUCUGGCUGAUGGUGUACGAGCAGAAGGUGUCUCUGAUAGUGAUGCUGGUUUCAGAGCAGGAGCUGGAAAAGGGAAAGGUUGUGCGCUACUUCCCAACAGAGCGCGGCCAGCCGCUCUCUCAGGGACCAAUCACACUCAGCCUAACCACACAGAAGACAACGCCGACACACGUGGAGCGCAUGAUCAGUCUGCAGUACCGCGACCAAAGCCUGAAACGCACUGUUGUCCAUCUCCAGUUCACCUCCUGGCCGGAGCUGGGUCUUCCUGACAGCAAGAGCAACCUGCUGCGCUACAUCCAGGAGGUUCAUGGACACUACCUCCACCAGAGGCCCUUACACACACCUGUCGUGGUGCACUGCAGCUCGGGUGUGGGACGCACCGGCGCCUUCUGUCUGUUGUACGCAGCACUGCAGGAGCUGGAGGCAGGAAACGGGAUCCCAGACCUUCCACUGCUGGUGAAGAAGAUGAGACAACAGAGGAAGAACAUGCUGCAGGAGAAGCUCCACCUGAAGUUCUGCUAUGAAGCCGUGUUGAAGCACGCUGAGCAGGUCCUUCAGAGACACGGCAUCACCACCGCCACCUGCAGCAAGAGCACCAACGCUGCAGCCACAAAGCCUUACUCGAGACAGGAGUCGCAGCAGGAUAUUGUCCUCGGUGGCGACAUGCCAAUCAGCUCCAUCCAAGCCACCAUCGCCAAGCUCAGCAUCCGGCCGCCCAGCGCCACAGACCCAGCCAUGGAGGCCCAGUUCGGCCUGGAGGGGCAGGUUGGCGGCAUCUUACCCGACCUCGACUCGCUUGGUGACUACCAGGUGCUCCAGUACCCUGGCCCCACCACAGAUCCCCAGCCGCCCUCCUCUUUCAGCCCGCCUCCCACCUCCCCAACCCACUCUCCACCUCCACCCAACGGCCUGGAUGCUCUCUCGCCCGGAACACCACUGGCAGACAACCACCAGCCCGUUCCAGAGGCGGAGCCGGCCAGCAUCAGCCCACCUCCUGCAUCCUGCGCUCCGGCUCCUUCAUCCCUGGAGCUGCUGGCUGCGCUGACGCCCGAGGCCUUCUCCAUGGAGGGAGGGGGGAAGGGAAAGCAGCGGGUGACCAAGCAGAGCUUCCUGCAGCCAGCGGAGGGUCAGGGUCUCCACGGGACUCGAGGGGAGGAAGGUGACGACCCGCUCAGUAGCCUGGACCCCCUCUGGAGCCUCAACAAGCAGUGAGAGUCCACAUAUCGCUGCCUUUCUCUCACUUUACCACCAGGCGUCAGCGAAGGCCUGUAGCUCUUUCUAAUCCUGCUUUUAAGAAGAAAACAGACUGAAUCCUGAGUGUGGGACAUUUUAGCGGUGUUGAUUACCAAGACGUGCCUGGUGGCAGACGGUAGGGGUUCAGUUUUAGGAGCAUCUCCAUUGGUUUAGGGGCGUGAUACCUGAAACACAAACGCACUUGCUUCUCUCUCUCCAUCACUGGUGGCUUCUGGGACCAGAUCACUAUGCACUCGUCUGUAUUCCUUUGAUUCCUUCUGUCGCUGUUUGCUGCUUUUCUUUCUACGUCUGUGAUGGAUUGAUGGAUGUUCGACACUUCAAAACAGCACCAGAUCUGGGCCUAAAAAGAAAAACAAUUUAAUCCCAGCAUGCACUCCACUUUCAUGGUCCACCUCUCUGCACGAGGCAUCACAGAGGUGUGAUGGUGUUCGGCUGCUCUGCGAACGUUUUAAUGACUGGAUGAACGGAUGCAUGGAGACACGGGCAGGCCAGAGGAGCCGGGUGGAGCCAUUUUGAAAAAGACACAAAAAAAAUCCCCUCGACUCAAUCAGUGCGUAUAGCUCAGUCGCCAUGGUAACACGGAGCAGCAUACAAAUCAGCACGUCUUAACAAGUUGAUUAUUUUUCUUCAUCUGUAACACUGUAAAUAUCUUAAAUAAAAAUUAGACUAUUCCAAAAAGUCCUUCUGGAAAUCGUUUCACUAAUCGUUCAUCACUGUACAAAUAAAUCAAAUAAAUCCAGUAGACGGACAA
Messenger RNA from Acanthopagrus latus (yellowfin seabream), 6777 nucleotides. It is a transcript of the gene ptpn23a, whose product is annotated as protein tyrosine phosphatase, non-receptor type 23, a. Gene Ontology annotation, cellular component: endosome. NCBI's taxonomy places the organism in Eukaryota, Metazoa, Chordata, Actinopteri, Spariformes, Sparidae. The coding region runs from base 162 to 5984 and encodes 1940 amino acids. Gene Ontology annotation, molecular function: protein tyrosine phosphatase activity; protein binding. The record is from RefSeq and is a predicted model, not a curated record. The transcript has 24 exons. Gene Ontology annotation, biological process: early endosome to late endosome transport; protein transport to vacuole involved in ubiquitin-dependent protein catabolic process via the multivesicular body sorting pathway; endocytic recycling.